GUUUCACCAAGACACCCUGGACAGAAGAACUCUUCGUUGUGUUGACUGUAGUGUGACAGCUACUGCAGAGUGAUUUUAAGUGCAAGGAAAGAAGUGAAAUAUAAUCUGAUCUAAAGAAAGAUGAAGUUUGUAAGGCUUUUCUUAAGUAUAGCACUGUCAUUACAAGUAAUCCACUUUGGAAAUGGGUGCAAGGAGAACUGUAAUAACCCAGAUCAGAAAAAUCAAAGCACUUCCUUAAACACCUUUACUGCUAUAAAUAAUCUCAAUUCUGAGAGGAGGAGGAGAAACCCAUCUGAGAUUUUACCUUUUACUGGGCUCACACGCUCCAGCAAAUUGAACAAAAACUGCUGUCAGAAUGGUGGGGCCUGUUUUUUGGGAAGUUUCUGCAUAUGCCCCAAAUACUUUGCUGGCAGAUAUUGUGAACAUGAUAAACGGAUCAGGAGUUGUGGUGCCAUUGGCCAUGGAGAGUGGACUCAGGAAGGAUGUUUUUUAUGCCAGUGUCUCUAUGGGAUUCUGAACUGUUUCCCUCAAAGUGUAGAAGAGAGGUGUGGUCCUACAAAGAAAAAGCUGCCUGAUUGGAUUCAACCUGGAAUCAGUUCUGAAGGACUAAAGCUUCAAAUGACAAAGUACAUCCUUACAGCUUCAUUACUAUUCUCACUGCUUUGUCAGCUUCUCUAAGUAUAACAAAGAUAAGAAAAGUUACCUCCUUAUUGUUAAAGUAACACGAAGUUUCUAUGAUUUUUACCUUUAACU
This is a messenger RNA of Alligator sinensis (Chinese alligator), 753 nucleotides long. Its product is annotated as cryptic protein-like. Bases 121 to 678 code for a protein of 185 amino acids. The record is from RefSeq and is a predicted model, not a curated record. The transcript is spliced from 6 exons. NCBI's taxonomy places the organism in Eukaryota, Metazoa, Chordata, Crocodylia, Alligatoridae.